Molecule: messenger RNA, 638 nt
Organism: Cajanus cajan (pigeon pea)
Lineage: Eukaryota; Viridiplantae; Streptophyta; Magnoliopsida; Fabales; Fabaceae
Product: RING/U-box superfamily protein
Biological process (GO): ubiquitin-dependent protein catabolic process; protein ubiquitination
Cellular component (GO): plant-type vacuole
Molecular function (GO): ubiquitin protein ligase activity
Source: RefSeq, a predicted model, not a curated record
UAUUUCUUAUUAAGGCUCUAAAAGACAUGGUUUCCUAGCACUGAAUGAGAUGAGUCUCAAAGGCUUUGUAUCAAUUGUCAUCAAUUUAAUUGGUCUAGCAGAGGAACCAAGGAACAAUAAUGACGUCCCUUUACCUUACAUGCUGCCACAAAACAAGAAGCAGCAAUCAUCUGAAUCUGCAGCAGAAUCAUCCAAUUUUGUGGAGAAUAAUAGUGAGGAUUGUUGGUGUUGUGUGUGCUUGUCGAGGCUAAAGGCCAAAGAUGAAAUCCGUGUGCUUCCUUGCUCUCACAAGUUCCAUAAGAUUUGUGUAAAUAGAUGGCUUAAGGGUCACCACAAAACGUGUCCACUGUGCCGUUUCUCAAUGGGAGCAGAGGAGAAGUCUCAUCGUGCAGAAAUGUUCACUGAAGAAAUGUUAAUAUGGUUUUCUUCUUUCCAUGUAGCUGGUAUGUAAUGAUCUCAAAUUCACCAAGUGAAUGAAUCUAUAUAGUUUUCUACAACCAGAGCCUUGCUUUUUCAAGUUUUUGUUGAUGCAAGGCUUAUGAAUCUGAUUAUUAGCAAAUUGUUUUGAAUUAUGAUCAUCCAUCCCCGAAUAUUUAUUUGAUAAGGAAUUGCAUAAUAUCCAACACCAUGUCCAUUCC